AUGAUAAUUAAAUGUGUUAAAAUAUAUAUAACUUUGACUAUUAUUAAUUGGUUAUUUAUAACUACUAAAUCUCAAAGUAGUUCAAUGAAUCUUGGAUGUAAUUUUGGUUAUUACCAAGAUACAUCUGGGAAUUGUGUUAAGUGUCCAGAGAAUACAUAUGGACCUGCAAGCAAUUUACAGCAGUGCCUCCCAUGCCCUCAAUAUUCUGGAACUGCAAACAAAACUGGAUCAAAUACAGUAUCUGACUGUUUAUGCGAUGCUGGCUAUUACAGACUGGAAGAAACCAAUAUAUGUAUCAAAUGUCCUGCUGAUAAAAGUAGAUAUAUUUGUCCAGGGCCUUAUGUAAAAAAUUAUUGUGAAACUCAUAAUAUAGCAAAUGAGGGGUGGUGGAUCCAAUCGACAUUAUCUGGAAUAUACCAAAAGUGUCCAAUAAAAACUGCUUGCAAAAGUAAAUGUGCUGGAUGUACGACAGGUUAUACAGGACCAUUAUGUAAUACAUGUGAUUUUAGUCAUUUUAAAUUUCAAUUUGGAUUAGAUAGUUUUUGUAUUAAGUGUCCAAAUUCUGGUGAAAUAAUCGCAAUAUUAAUAUCAAUUUAUGCUAUUUUAUUAACUAUAUGCUAUGCUACAAGUACAUCACUAUGCUUUAUAUAUUAUAGCAUGAUUAAUGAUAGAUUAACAAUGCCAAAUUUCUUUAUUAUAUAUCUGAAUAUUAUGAUUUUACUUGCUCAAAAUAUUUGGUUUCCAAUAUCAUUAUUUCCUUCUAAAUGUAUUACUCAUUUAAUUCCAUCAGAAAUGUUAUCAAUAAAUGAAAUAGGUACUACAGAUGCAAAAUCAAAUCUAACAUUAGCAAUAGUAAUACCAAUAAUGGGAAUUACUUUAUUAUUUAUAUUUUUUACAUUUAAACAUAUUAUUGAUAUAGCAAGGAUAUAUAAAAAAAGUAAUUGUCAAGUGGAUUUGCAAAGUGGAGAAUUUAUUGAUUCAUCAAUAAGAUUAGAUAAUUUUAAUAAAGCAUUAAAGAACCAAAUGGUUAAGACUACAUAUAGAUUUAUAUCUUCUUCACAGAUAUUUUUAUAUUUAAUAUAUAGUCCAAUUACAUGGGUAUUUUUGAAAUCAUUAAAAUGUAUAAAUAUACCAAGCUAUGGUAAUGUAACAGAAGAAGAUUAUGUAUUAUCAUGUGGAGCUUUAAAAAAUUCAUCUGCAGCAGGAUUAACAUAUUUUUCAGUAUUUUUUCCUUUAAUUAAUAUAAUAAAUGGGAUUAUUUUUAGACGUAAAAUUAUUCAUAAAGAAGAAUUAUACUAUAUAAGUAAUGAGUUCUUAUUUUCUGGUUAUCAUCCACUUGUCCAAUUUUGGGAAUCAAUUAGAUUAUAUGUAUUAUUCGGUACUAUAGGAGUUAUGAAUUUAACUUAUGCAACAUCUCAUGAUUUAUUAGUAUUUUGUCUAACUAUAUUAGCUUGUGUAACAUUUAUUGAGACCUUAAUUCCUCCAAUAAAUAAUAAAGAUUCAGUUGCACCUUAUGCAAUAAUAAAACCUUGGUGGAUAUUAUCCUUAAGUUCAUUAACAGUAUCACGUUUUGUAGCUUUUUCAUUAGUUACAUCAUUAUGUUUAUUUGGUAUAUAUGGUUAUUUUCCAAAAGCUGGUUUUAUUAUCUCAAUAGCUAUUGUAGUUUUGGAAUUAAUGACAAUAGUAUUUUUAUUUUACCAAGUAAGUAUAGAUCUAAUAUUACUUGCAUAUAAAUAUAGAAAAUAUAAAAGAAUUUAUGGUGAAAAUGAACAAUUUAUAGAUACUGUCGAAGAAAAAGAUGGUUUUUUAUUAUAUUAUCAACAUAAUUUAGGAGAGGAAGAACAGGAUUUUUUUAUAAGUGGGCUAUUAAGAUCACCUUUCCCAGAUGAAGCAGCUGCUCAAAUGAUAUAUCUUGUUGAGCACGGUAACUUGUUUGAUUGUGAUACUAAAGAAGUUGGUAAAUGUCUUUUUUCAGCAGGAUUUUUUGAACCACAAGGGCAAACACUAAGAUUUUUGAUUCCAAGAAUUAAAUAUUAUAGAGAAAAUCCAGAUAUCCCAGUUAAUAGUGAAGUUGAAUUAUUAGAUGAAGUUAGGAAGGUAUUAAUGAAUGCUGUGAAGAAGUUAGGUAUUGAAGUCUAUGUAAAAGAUUCUCAGUAUAGAGCUAAUGGAGCAAGAAUUGCAUUCUGUACCCAACAAGUUGGACCUUCUGUAUUGUUACAAACUUCAGAUUAUUUAUAUAAUUUUUUAUCAAAAUCAAGAAUUUCAAAUAUAUUAGAAGUAAAAUUGCGACAAAGUCAAUUUCGUUUAUUAUUCCCAGAUGCUAUUCCAAUGGUAUACCCUGAUGAUGAAGAAUUUAGAUUGAGGAUCAUUGAUGCUAGGAGAAUAGCAAGACAAAUUUAUUCUGAAAGGCGUAAAAGAGAGGCAGUAUUAAAGUCUGAAAAUUUAUAUGAUAAAUAUUUUGGCUUUCAUUCACCAAUGCUUCCUGAUAAUAAAGAAAUAUUAGCAAUUAGGAAAUUGAAUGAACUUAUUGCACCACCUAGAUGGGAUCCAUUGGAUGGCAGACUAGACCGUGAAUUUGAUUAUGAUAGAUAUUGUAAAAUAAGAGGACAGUUUGAAGAUAUAUUAUCAUUAAAUAAAGAAUUAAGUGAUAUUGAUACAAAAGAGAAGAAUUCAAGAUUUUAUAAAGAUCAAUAUCAUUUCUUAGUCUCAAAAAGAUAUAAUGCUGCAUAUAUGGUUGGUGAUAAAUAUGUAAUAAAUGGAGAUUCUGAAGUUCAUGAUAUUGUCUAUCAAACAAAUAAUAAAAGUAUUACUUUGAGAAAUAGUACACCAGUGAAGAAAAUUAAGUAUGGAGAUAAACAAGAUCAAGAUCAUAAAUAA
Molecule: messenger RNA, 2877 nt
Organism: Cryptosporidium muris RN66
Lineage: Eukaryota; Apicomplexa; Conoidasida; Eucoccidiorida; Cryptosporidiidae
Exons: 3
Coding region: 1-2877 (958 amino acids)
Source: RefSeq, a predicted model, not a curated record